CUGUUAGCUAUGUAAGGAUGCCGAGGUUAAGUGAACUCUUGUUUCUGGCCCAGCUGCUCUCUACCAUACGUCCAAGCUGAACAGACUUCUAGAAAUUCCCCCAAAGCUAGAUCAUUCGGUAAGAGCGCGCGCUAUGGGUGCGUUGGGCGAGCAGAAACUAUAAUGCCAUGGUACCUUCCGUCGGCCCUGCAGCCCCUCUGGGCUGCGGUAGGGGCGAUCGUGGUGAUUGUGAUUUCGAAGGAGUUUGCCACUGGGACUGAUGAGUAAUGAUGCAUUCACUGUAUCUCUGUCAUGACAAAGUGAUGCACUUCACGGUGCUGCCAAUGAUCAAGGUUGCCCCUUGCUGUUACAAUGUGCACUGUGAACAAUGUGGGCAUAGCUGGCAGCAUUUUGUGAACCGAGGGAGGGAAGUAAGUUGGAAGCGAGAAGCAACGUAAUUAGGAAUUACAGAGGAGAACAAAAAGAACGAGGCCCAGUUGAACAAUUGACUUGUCGGAAUCUCGAGAGCGGUCUCAGAUUAGGAGGUUCGUGAGGGCACAGCUAAUAAAAGUCCCGAGCACUCCAGCCUGACUCUGGGAGAGGGCGAGAGCGCUCCAGGGACGACCGAUCGAGGACUCAGGGAACAAGGCGAGGGAGGGGAGGAGAGGAAGGAACUUUAAGAAUGGUUGAGGGGUCACGAGAAGGGAGAAGAAAUUUGGAGAGCAGGUAGAGAGAGGUUUGCAGCGAUGGCGUGUGCAGCGAACUGUGUGGUAACAUCAAGGCAAGCGUGGGCUGCUGCUGCAGCACCAUCAUCAUGGCCAUGCAGCAGCAGACCCAGAUCCCAGAAGAGCACUGCCCUGGAGAUCACUGCCCUCGCUGCAAGGAGUUCUACGGUGUCUUUGGCCAAAGCAUUGAAAAGUGUGUCUGGUUUCUCCCAGCAUAAGAAUGAACUCCGAAGCUAUAUCAGCGUUGGCACUUCUGACAGAAGAGAGGCUCGGUCAUGGAGAAUCGUGGCCGAGAUUGCACAGAAGGCGGAAUACAUAUGGAUGGACGGGCAGGAAGGUCUCAAAGGGAUCAGGUUCAACGAGAUGCGUACCAAGACCAAGUGCAUCCAAAAACCCCUUCCCAUCGGAUCUCUGGACUUCCCAGAGUGGUCUUUCGACGGCUCCAGUACGGGGCAACAAGAGAUCGGCAACAACUCAGACUGCAUCUUGAAGCCGGUGUUCACGUGCCCUGAUCCGAUUCGAGGCGGCAACAGCGUGCUGGUGCUGUGCGAGGUCCUGACGCCGGAGGGCAACCCGCACCGCACGAACAAGAGGCGUCUGCUGGCGGAUACGCUGACGGAGGACAUCAUCGCGCAAGACACAUGGUUCGGCUUCGAGCAGGAGUACACCAUGUUCGGCCGAGACGGCCAUCCCUACGGCUGGCCCCGAGCUGGCUACCCGGCCCCCCAAGGCCCCUUCUACUGCGGCGUCGGCCUCGAGUCCGCAUACGGCCGCCAAUUCGUCGAAGCUCACUUCGAUGCCUGCGUCAAGGCGGGGCUGAAGAUCAGCGGCAUCAACGCGGAGGUGAUGCCGGGGCAGUGGGAGUUCCAGAUCGGGCCGGCGGGGCCGCUGGAGAUGGGCGACCAGGUCAUGAUAGCCCGGUACCUGCUGCACCGGCUGGGCGAGGACUUCGGCGUCAUCUGCACCUUCGACCCCAAGCCCGUGCCGGGCGACUGGAACGGCGCGGGCGCGCACACCAACUUCUCCACCGCGGCCAUGCGCGCCGACGGCGGCAUGGACGCCAUCCUGCGCGCCAUCGACCGUCUCGCGCUCAAGCACCCCGAGCACGUGGCUCUCUACGGCCCCGGCAACGACCGGCGCCUCACCAAAACGCACGAAACGGCCAGCCUCCGCACUUUCAAAUCCGGCGUCGCCGACCGCGGCGCCUCCGUCCGCAUCCCGCUCCCCGUCGCCGUCGCCAACAAGGGCUUCCUCGAGGACCGCCGCCCCGCCGCCAACGUCGACCCCUACGUCGUCGCCCGCUUGCUCAUCCAAACCACGCUCCUCCCAUAGCGCCUCCCCUCCCCCACCCCCACCCUGUCGCCCCGCCCGUUGCAGCAGCGGGCGGAGAGCGUGUCGAGCGUUGUCGGAUCCGAACCUGCAACGGCCCCCGCUGGCGGCGCCGGCGAUGCGUGACGGGGAAGCCUCGGCCUCCGACAACUUUGGGAAGCUCGGUGCUUGAGACUCGAGGUUUCACAAACUCUGGGAGCGAUGUGCUGCGAAGCGGGAGCACCGUCCGGGCCCGAGGCUUGAUCGCCAUUGAAGUGUACCAUAGAGAUUGGAAUCGAAAAAGAUGUCACUGCUGCUGCGCCAGUCACGCCGCGCCGCCGCUACGGAGGAUUCCAUAUCGACGCAUCGUUCCACUGGGAAGAGAACGAGAGCACCUCCGUCGCCUCCUCGUCGCUGGGAUUUCGGCCUACUGCGAAGUUCACUUUCGACCGAGCUUCGAGUUGCCGGUGCUCCUGCUCGCUCUCGGCCGGGGCAGAAAUCAGGCAUCGCUGUUUAUGUCGUUUCCAGCCCGAACAGUUGAUUUCGUUCCAAGAAUAUUUAUAAUCCAGUUUGUAAUUUCCCUGUACGAUCAGUUUUGACCCAUAUGUGCUCGACCUAUUUUAUGUGUGGCACACAAAACCCCCACCCUCUCAUCUCUUGGUCGCUUGGGCUCUUACAUCGGAGGAACGGUCUAAGACACUGUGCUUUACCGCAGCAUAGAUUACCUCUUUCUUUUCUUUCGCCCGGCAGGUCCUUUUCUUGCUUUGUAGCUCAGUCGCUGUGGUUGCACCUCGCUUUUGUUUCAUGCGUCUCCCAUUUCGUUGCUUUGGCAAACCUCCCUUUAAAGAGUUGUGACUCGCUCUUUGAAUUACUUUUUGUGCAUGUUCGUCUCAUGUGGCCUUUACGUUCAAAAACAACGCGCAUUGUUUUCACGAUGCAUCCUCUGUAUCCACGGGGUUGGAGGUUUGACAUGCUAAUGGUGGUGCCUUUGACAUGGUUCCAUGUUUAAGGCACUGCCAUUAGACUGCUUAUCUCGCCCCAUUCAUCUUUGGCACAAGUUCCAACAUUACCGCCAGAGUCCUGCCAAACAUAUGAUUUUUCUUUCGUCUUGUCAAAGCGCACUUUAAUAAUGCUUUGAUUGACGGUCCAAAUUUAUAAUUAGUGUACACCAGAGUGGUUUUAAGUUGUCUAUGUGAACUCGUUUAGUGCAAAAUUUGGAUGGUGAACUUGGUAGCGGAUUAUCAGACGUGGUGAAACUUCAGCUUGAUUUUUUUGUACGGACUAAAAUCUGGGGUUCGCCCAAGGCCUUCCAAAAUAAGGAUUUAUUUUCAAACAUAUUAUCGGCAUUUU
Messenger RNA from Marchantia polymorpha subsp. ruderalis, 3362 nucleotides. Lineage: Eukaryota; Viridiplantae; Streptophyta; Marchantiopsida; Marchantiales; Marchantiaceae. The record is from the annotation of a GenBank genome assembly.